AUGGAGGUCUCCAAACGUAAGUCCAAGAUGGAUAAACAAAGACCAAAAGUAGAGUCUUCGCAGAAAAGUGAAAUUGUUCCUACAAUGCCGAAAGAUUCUUCAAUUCCGAAGACUGAGAAAAAGGCCAAAUCCCAAACCGAUGCUUCAGUGCUUCUACUAGCAGGUCUUAUCAUAUUUCGUUUGUUGAAUGCCCUGCUGAUACAAACAACGUUUGUACCGGAUGAAAUAUGGCAAUCUGUUGAGGUCGCCCAUCGCUGGGUUUACGGAUACGGUGCUCUAACAUGGGAAUGGGAACCAUCUGUAGCUAUCCGAUCUCCACUAUAUCCUCUAAUAUUUGCUGGAUUGUACAAAGCUAUGGCUUAUUUUGGUAUUGAUUCACGAAAUAGCAUCGUUCUAGCUCCUCGUUUAUUUCAUGGCUUCUUAACUGGUGUUGUGGAGUUCACUAUCUACAGAAUGGCUUUCCAGUUAAGUGGAAAGACAUCUGCUAAGUGGGUGUUGUUUGCAGAAGUUACAAACUGGUUUACAGCGUACUGCGCCACACGAAGUCUUAGCAACAGUAUUGAAUGGGCACUUCACGCUGUGUGCUUCCGGUAUUAUCCAUGGCCAUCAUAUCUCGGUUUCCAUUCUGGCUCCUCCCCCGGCUUAUUUAUGCUUCAUGUCUGCUUGUGUGUCAUCUUUCGUCCGACAGCUGCUGUUCUAUGGGGACCAGUCUGCUUGCACUAUAUCAUUCGUGUCUGGUUCACUUCAAGUUUCCGAAACUUUUGUCGAGUACUUGGUCUUGCAUUACUGAUCGGCGUACUCUGUAUGGCUGUUUCUAUCGGGGUUGAUCGAUGGAUUUUUCAUCGAUGGACAGUGAAUCAGAUUAAUUUCCUUAGUUUCAACUUCUUUUCUAGUGGAGCGGAUUUCUAUGGUGUCCAACCCUGGCAUUGGUAUCUAACCAACGGGCUGCCAUCCAUUCUUGCACUUCACUUGCCCUUAUUUUUUAUUGGUUGGUGUGUUGAUUACUCUCGAGGUUGUUUGUGGCUGAAAAGAACUGGUUCGAAACUAAGUUCCCAAGACGUCAAAGAAUCAACCAUUGCAAAAUAUUUUGGUCUCUGGAUUCUGUGGACUGUACUUGCUUACAGCUCUCUGGCGCACAAAGAGUUUCGGUUUCUAUUUCCUCUCUUUCCGCUCUUUAUCUACUACGCGGGCCGUGGUUUGCUCCAUCUAAAUAGAGUCUUCAAGUCGUCGCGGUUUUCGCUUUUUCGAUGUUUGAUUAUCCUUCUCAUUACUGUGAAUCUUGCUUUAGCCGGUUAUACAUGCACAGUUCAUCAGAGAGGCCCCGAUACCUUGAUGUCUGUACUUUCUGCGCAAGCUGAGUCAGCAAAGUGGGAGGAGAUGCCCAAAAAGCCUGAUAUUUUAGUUCUUAUGCCUUGUCAUAGCACACCAUACUUAAGCAAUCUCCAUGUAAACACAAGUCUUCGUCUCCUAGCGUGCGAUCCGGACCUUUCGUCAUGGCACAACACCGAUUCAAGGGACUAUAUCGAUGAAGCUGAGUACUUUUAUGAAAAACCAACUCGUUGGCUUAAUGAAAAUUACCCAAACAGUAAAACCCUGCCUCAGUACAUAGCCACGUUCUCUGAGCUAACUCAGAACCCGGUGUAUGGAGAAACAGUCCUGAAUUGGCUGAAGGAGAGGAAUUACUCCAUGUGUUCGGAGAUAUUCCACGCACAUGCCCUUUCACACAGGAGACACGGUAGGGAAAUUUUCGUUUGGUGCGCGAAGGGAUGGAAUCUGAAUUUGGCUGAGAAGACGAGGGAAAGAUAUGGAGUGUUCCGGUAUAUGAUCUUCUAA
This is a messenger RNA of Rodentolepis nana, 1833 nucleotides long. Lineage: Eukaryota; Metazoa; Platyhelminthes; Cestoda; Cyclophyllidea; Hymenolepididae. The record is from the annotation of a GenBank genome assembly.